AUUCUUAUUCCUCAUGUAGAGACCGGUUUGCAUAUCAUAUGUGCACAAUCUACAAACUCAGACAUAAUUGACCAAUUUUGAAUAAAAUUUGAGACACGCUGCAAGAACCUAAUUCUAUUUCAGAUCUGCACUUUUCUCCCGAAUUUAGCAAAUAUUUUGACGGUUAUGAGGGUUAUCAGUUGCAUUUCUUGCACAGGUCUAGGUGUUUCUGGUAAAAUUAUUCUUGAACUUACCCAAGAUCUUUAGACUAGGGAAAUUCUUUCGAAUCUCUGUUUAGUGCUUCGAUUUUACCAAUUUUGGGGUCUCCAUAGUUCUCCGGGGUCACGGACAUCUUUCAUAAAGUAUUUUCGACAUUGUCACUACCUUUGGCAAAAUGCUGUGAUUCUGCCACAUUAAUCCUCCAAAUUUUUGUGUAAUGGGUAUUUUCUCUUUAUAUUUCAACAUAAUAGAAUUAAACUAUACACGUCACGACCCAUAAUUUUCACUGAAAUUCGACCUCAUACUCAGUACCUUCGUGACAACGUCGUGUUUGCUUUGUUGUCUUUGUACUCUCCUCUCGUUUUUUAGCUACGGUUCUAGGUCUGUUAAUGAUAUUUACCUGGAGGGGCUUGGUUCUGCCACUUGAUUACACUGGUUUCGGUUAGUUGCGUAGUUAUCUGUGGGUUUAUGCAUCCUGUAAUCUGAGUGCGUUUGUCUGAGGCUGAUAGGGUCUGAAACCAGCAGUCAUCACAUUACUAGGAUUUGCUUAAUUGUAGUGUGCAAAGCAUUAAAAGGGGAACUUUUUCCGGAAGAAGAAAAGGAGAAAGAUAAUCCCAAGCAGUAAUUAAACAAAUUAUUGACAACAACAUGAACAAACAGAAGUGUAAAUACAACAAGUAAACAUGGUAAGGUAUGAGAUUGGAAUAGGCUGGUUUAUUUCUGCCAUCAGCCUAUAACCUGUGGUAGUAAUAAUGGCAAAUAAGUUAGACAUGUCUUGGGUACACCUAUUCCGAAUGGGGAGUAGUAAUCCAUGAGUGUGCACGUGGUUGUAAACACUCUUGAAACUAUCAGCCGAGGAGUCUGUAGUCACCUCGGCUAGGAGAGCACUGCAAAUGAAUUCAACCCUUAAUGAGGAAGAGUAAAUUCCUGUUUGAUUUUUGUUUUCUUUGGUAUGCAGUUUUUCGGUUGUUGCCUCGCGGACCGUGGUGGUGAGGUUUUGGUAGUAUGCUUAUGUUGAUGUUGCUUGGCAUAUUUACUAUUCCUUAUUCCAUUACCAGGUCACCUCUUGUCUUCCUGCAGCUCAACGAGAAUAAUUCAACGUAUUGAAGUCUACCUUCGUAGGAUUUGCUCCUCAACCCUACCACCCACUUUGUUGCCCCUUCUCUUCAUUUAUUCGAAUAGACAUCUUUUCCAGAGUAAGAAUGCACUGACGUAACAAACUCCGAGCUUAAGUCGUGCGAAUGUUUUAUAGUGCUAGAAGUAAUUUUGGGGUGAUAGCACCAAGCCGUCCUCGUAAAAAAUGAAGAGUUGCAUUUGCUCUGACUGCAUCCGCAGUGUGGUUCGUGUUUGUGUUCAAGCAAACCUAAGUAAUGUGAUACACAGUCAAAUAGGUUGGAUCGCGUAAAUCCUCCCUUUACUCAUCUGAUCAUGAUGUUAUAACUAGGCGUCCACUUAUCUCGUUUUAUCCUUGUUAGUUUUAAAUCUUUGCUCGUUUCCAUUUCAUCACUUUUAUAGCUUUUUUGGCAUCUUGAUCCAGUGAACUGUUAUGUGACGUCCUACGUUUUUGUAUUUCAUUUCAGUUUUACAUUGUUAUUGGCUAUUCACAUUCCUCCAAGUGGUUAGUAACUGUUUAUAAUGGGCAAAAAACAGCAUCAGAAAGAUAAACUUUAUAUUACAUGUACAGAGUGGAGUACAUUGUAUGGUGGAAAACGUGCUACUGAGAGUGGUAGACAGUUUAAACGUCUUCCAUUUCACUGCUGCAGGCUGUUCAACGUUUGAAUUUAAAGGCGAAUAAUUUUCUUGACUUACUCAAUUCUGAAUCAUUUACAAAAGAUGAUGUCAUCACAAUACAAGAUCCUACACAACUGGAAAAGUUUAAUAUUUCCGCUUUUUAUCAUGUGAAAAAUAAAGAAGAACAGCAAAAUGAAGGCAAUGUAGUAGUUAUACGUUCGUUAAAUCAGGAAACCAAAGAAACUUUAGCUGAAUUGCCGAAAGAAAUCUCAGUACCAGACUAUAUGUAUUCAACUAGGAAAACUUCACUAGACACAGGAAAAAAGCGUGACGUUUUUAAUACAGCUACUUAUUCAACUGGUCGAGCAGCAGCUUCACUUACGUCAACUGUUAUGGAACCAGUAACAAAAAUUGAACCGGCAAUUCUCGAAGAUGAUGUAGUCCGAUACAAAUAUGUGAAAAAGAAAGGCUACGUCAGUUUGGUUACAUCACACGGAAAGUUAAACCUUGAGUUGCAUUGCGAUUUGGUCCCCAAAACGUGUGAAAAUUUUCUACGUCAUUGUUCUACAGGUUACUAUAAUGAUACAAGUUUUCAUAGAUUAAUUCGCUACUUCAUUGUUCAGGGAGGUGAUCCAACUGGCACUGGGUUUGGUGGUGAUUCAGCAUGGGGUGGAUCUUUUGCAGACGAGUUCGUCUCUAAUUUAAGUCAUGAUACACGUGGUGUUGUAUCUAUGGCUAAUUCUGGACCGAAUACUAAUCGAUCUCAGUUCUUUAUUACUUUCCGAAAGUGCAAGCAUUUGGAUCGUAAGCAUACUGUAUUCGGCAAGGUUGUUGGAGGUUUAGAUUUCUUGGGAAAAAUUGAAAUGAUGGAAACCGAUAAAGACGAUCGACCUUUGGAAGAUAUACAAAUCAUAAAUUGUGAAGUUUACGUCGAUCCAUUCAAGGAUGUUGAUGAAAUGUUAAGUAAAGAACGUGCUAAUUACAGUGAAGAAAUAAACAUCGAUAACGCUGAUAAAAACGUACAUCCGAAGCCAGGUAAUCGCCGGGAGGAGGAAGCUCUGGAAGCUGCUGAACGUGCUAAACGCAACAAACAAGAUGGAAUUGCAAAACAAGUGUAUCGAACAGGUGUUGGUAAAUUUAUUCAUGAUGUAGAUCAAUUUGACACUAAAGCUAUCACCAAUAAGCACGGCAAAGAUAUUGAUUCUAGUCUACAGAUGAUUGAAGAUGUUUUACGUAAGAAGCAGAAACUUUUAUUAAAGUCACAGUUAACUGACUUCUCUUCAUGGUGAUAUUAUUUUUCGACGGAUUUUUGUAUAUUAUCAAAGAUAUUUUUUCCUUACCAAA
Schistosoma haematobium is the source of this 3273-nucleotide messenger RNA. Its product is annotated as RING-type E3 ubiquitin-protein ligase ppil2. Gene Ontology annotation, biological process: protein folding; protein polyubiquitination; protein peptidyl-prolyl isomerization. Lineage: Eukaryota; Metazoa; Platyhelminthes; Trematoda; Strigeidida; Schistosomatidae. Bases 2214 to 3218 code for a protein of 334 amino acids. The record is from RefSeq and is a predicted model, not a curated record. The transcript has 11 exons. Gene Ontology annotation, cellular component: catalytic step 2 spliceosome. Gene Ontology annotation, molecular function: peptidyl-prolyl cis-trans isomerase activity; ubiquitin-ubiquitin ligase activity.